This is a messenger RNA of Rhizophagus irregularis DAOM 181602=DAOM 197198, 928 nucleotides long. RefSeq lists its product as uncharacterized. Lineage: Eukaryota; Fungi; Glomeromycota; Glomeromycetes; Glomerales; Glomeraceae. The record is from RefSeq and is a predicted model, not a curated record.
CUUCUGUUAAAUAUUCUUUCGUUCUAUAAACCUCACUUUCUAACUUUACCAUGGAUAAUCCAGUGAAAGAAAUUCCAAAAGUUGCCAAUAAUAUUUUUGCCAAUCCUGACAAAUCGCUCCUAGAAAAGGAGGUUAAAAGAUCCUAUAUUCCAAAUUUUGAAUUUCAUCAUUUUUUAGUGGAUGUCUCUCCUAGGCCUGGAUCAAGAGAGAGGGUUAUUCGACUUUUCAAAUUCUUUCGAGGAUGUUUUUGGAGUAACAAGCUACAAAUUAAUGAAAUAAGUUACAAUGAAGAAAGCGGAAAGAUGUUUUUAGAUGUGACUCAACAUCUCCAACCAUUACUAUAUCCAUGGAUAGUCGUUCCAGUAAGAGUUGUUGUUGAGUACUAUUUUAGACGAAACGAUGCAGGAAAAUAUUUUAUUUGUCGACAAGAUGAUUUUAUUGAACCAGAAGAAUUAAUGGGCGUAAUUGUUCCAUAUCUCGGACCUAUGGCAGUAAGGGCCGCUAAAACAGUUGCAGCAAGUUUUUCUGAACUUGUUGUCUCGAUUUUUGAGUUAACUGGAUGGAGUUAAUUUAAUAUGAAUAAUAAUAAAUAAUGAUUUAUUAAUAAUAAAAUUUACAAAGGAAUUUUCCAUCUAUCAAUUACAUUUAAUAAACCACUAUCUAAUCUAUUACUUCUUUCAUCUGCAAUAGCUUUGGUAAAUGUAGAUAAAAUUCUUGAGCAACCCUUUGGACCUGCUAUAAAAUAAUUUGAAUUUACACAAACUAAUUUAUCCAAAAUCCCUUGGAUUCCGGGACCAAUAAAUUCUGUAUCAUAUUUUUCAUUUUUUCUUAAUUGCUCCAAACCUCCUAAGGAAACCCAUGUAUUUAUUUUAAAAGUUUCAUUUAACAUUCUUAUAGCAUCAUGAUGAUAAUUAGUGAUUUUUGUAAA